CUUCCUUAACCCCCACAGAUGUAAAAAAAAGCUUCAUUCCGAAUUCGACAGUUGCCGGCAACAUACAAGCAGGGACGCGCCGCGAGCUUUCUGGUGUACACCACACCUGCGAAGAAGAAAAGGGGGUGAAAGAAGACAACCCUUUUCGUCCCCUGGAGAUCUCCACGCAUGGCGAUCUUGGGAAGGAGGCGAGAGCGAGAGCUAGGCGUUGGAUCGCAUCGAUUUCCAAUAAGACUGACAAGGCAUUCGUGGCGAAGACAGUUCCGCAUCCUCAUCAUUUGCCUUGCCCUCGUCGCUAUCCUCCCUCCCAUCUUCUUCCACUUCCGGCUCAAGAACUUCCGCCAGGCACAGUUUAAGAAGUGCAGUUGGCUGAGCAGUCCACCUCUUGUGUGUGCUCAUGGUGGUGACUUGUCGAAGGCAUUUGCCAACACAAUGGCUGCAUAUCAAGAUGCUCUUCGUUCCCAGGUAGACUGCAUUGAGAUUGAUGUUUCUCGGUCUUCAGAUGGUGUGUUGCUUGCUCUACAUGACAGGGAUCUGCAACGGAUAUCUGGUGAUGGCACUUCCAGAGUCGGUCACUUGAGCAUUAAAGAGAUUAAAGAACUUGAGAGUACCCGUCAGUCUUCAUUGAAGUUUGCUGAUAGCAAAGUUCUCACUGCUGCGGAAGCUUUGAAGUCAGUAUCAAGAUCAGUUCGGCAGGUGAUUCUCGACGCCAAAGUCAGUCCUCCAUCAUAUGAGAGUGGACUAGCAAAGGAUAUCCUUUCUGCUGUCGAGAUGACGGAAUGCAACAAUUGCCUCGUGUGGGCUAAAAAUGAUGAUCUAGUCAGAGAAGUAAUUAAAUUGUCGUCAAAUUUGACGGUAAGAACUUCUCACUUCUCUCUUUUCUUCAGGUUUCAGGAUAGCUACAUUGUCAUGAAAGAUCCAUCCACUGGACUAAGAAGUAAUCUCUUGAGGGUGAAAGGAGCUGGAGUAGUUGGUGUUUCCCAUCCUUUGAUUGAUGACAGGCUUAUGAGAACUCUUCAUAGUGCAAAGAAGAAGGUAUAUGCAUGGACUGUCGAUGAUUUGGAUUCCAUGCAGAAGAUGUUGUAUGAGCAUGUCGAUGCUAUUGUUACUAGUAAACCCACUGUACUUCAACAUUUGAUGCAAAAUAUCGGAACACAAUGUCUUGAAGAAGGUUAUUCUUUCUAAAUGGUUGUAGUAGCUCGAAGCUGCAUGACAUUUAUGACAAAGAGCCAUUCCUGUACUUGGUGAUCAAGCAUAGCUGGUAUAAUACGUAAUAUAUAUUGCAAGUUAAACUCUUUUAGACACUUUGAAGGGGGGGAACUGGUGCAAUUGGAUGUGAAAAGAAGCUUUGCACUAUUAAUUUUGUAUAGUUAACUUCUACAUGCCAGAGAUAUGUGUUCUUAUUGAAGAUUGUUAAUA
Syzygium oleosum is the source of this 1419-nucleotide messenger RNA. RefSeq names its product glycerophosphodiester phosphodiesterase GDPD4. Gene Ontology annotation, biological process: lipid metabolic process. NCBI's taxonomy places the organism in Eukaryota, Viridiplantae, Streptophyta, Magnoliopsida, Myrtales, Myrtaceae. The record is from RefSeq and is a predicted model, not a curated record. The transcript has 9 exons. The coding region runs from base 169 to 1185 and encodes 338 amino acids. Gene Ontology annotation, molecular function: phosphoric diester hydrolase activity.